CCUCCUUUCUACCAUUUACUCCUUUAUUAAGGAAAGAGAGAUAAAUCUGCAGGUUUUUCAACCACAAUUGUAUUCGUGUGUGUUGUGUUUUCGAUAGGACCUACUGCGUAUACACGUAUGUUUUACGCUAGUGAAAUAAUUCCUCGUUGACUGAUAACAAGCUGAUCUGAAUAUCAACCUUACGAAGGAAGAACACCAAAAGAAAACUGGAAGAGUUUAUUUGUUUAAAAGUAUAUUUUGUGUUUGUGUCUUUGUGUUUAAUUUCUCUUCCUCUAUAGUAGAAACUGGACUCGGUUAUUGUAAUUGAUUUGAUUGCAAAGACCGAAGAGAACUAUUACAAUUUGUAAAGGAUUUAAUUGCUUUUUUGUAUUUGGGUUGAAAUAAUUCUAUAUACUUCUAGUAGAAGGACCCACCAAAAUAUGAAAACAUGCCAAAAUUUCGCAUCAAAGAUAUAUUAAUUGCGGGAGCAACAAUUUCCUUCAUCUUUCUUCUGAUUCAAUACGGAGGUGGAAUGGACGGUAUGAAGGAUUUGAGCGAACUUUCGAUGCCUGAAGAGCAGCAAGAUAGUAUCAUGCAAGGGGAACCGGAGGAAAAGCUUCAAAGUGGUUCAGAAAGUAUAGACGAGAAUGAGGAAAUAGUAAAUGAACAGGGUCAAUACGAGAUACGAAACCUUGCAGCGUAUGGAAGUUUGGGUGAAUUUGAUGAGGUCCAAGAAGCAAUGAAGAUGAAACUAUCUCAGGCGACUUAUGAAGUGUCAAAUCAAGAAUGCAAGCAAAUUCCAAAAUUCAUUUGGCAAACAGCUAAGAAUCCAAUUGAACGAGACGUUCUCCAAUAUACACGUUUUUGGGGCAGCAACCACCCCAGCUAUAUUCAUAAAGUCUUAGAUGAUUCACAAAGUGAACGCCUUGUAAUCAAUGAUUUUGGAGAUCCUUCCAUUUCGAAAAUUUCUUCUGCCUAUACAAUGAUGCCGUUUCCUGUCCUAAAGGCUGAUUUCUUCCGUUAUUUGGUUUUAUUAGCCAGGGGAGGUGUCUACACAGACAUUGAUACGACUCCCAUCAAACAUAUUAACAAUUGGAUUCCAGAAGAGUAUCGCAAUAAAGAUGUGCGUCUUAUUGUUGGAAUUGAAGCAGACCCUGAUCGUCCCGACUGGCAUGAUUACUAUGCACGACGAGUGCAAUUCUGCCAAUGGACCAUUGCAGCAGUUCCUGGGCAUCCUGUGUUGUGGGAAUUAGUCCACAAAAUAACUCAUGGCACAUGGUUACUUCAUGAGAAGGGAGAAUUGCUAGAAGAUACUGAUGCUGUAAUGGAUUGGACAGGGCCUGGAAUUUGGACAGAUUCAGUGUUUGAUUAUUUGAAUUGGAGAUAUGGUCCUUUUAGCUGGGAAAAUGUGACGGGAAUUGAAACCCCAAUGCUUGUUGGCGAUGUUCUCAUUCUCCCUAUAACUUCUUUCAGCCCUGGUGUUUAUCAUAUGGGUUCUAAAUCAGUGAAUGAUCCCACAGCCUAUGUAAGGCAUUACUUUAGUGGUUCUUGGAAGAAAGAUUGAGCUACAUACAUUCGGUAACUUUUAGUGCUUUCCUUUGGCAUGAUACUACUACCUACACUACUCAUGAGAUGCCAAAUAUGCUUUUCAAUUAUUCUUUCUUCCUUUUCUUUUUUUCUUUUGUUAUUAUUUUUUUUUUAAAAAAAAAACUACUCCCAAGCAUUGUUGCUAUAUCUGAUAAUGGAAUAAACAUCUGUUUCUUUAGACGAUGAUGGUAGCUAAUCCUUAUAUCUUCUUUCGUUUAUUUCUUCUUCAGCUAAAAGUUUUUAUUACUGAUGGCUUGCUAAAACCGUUUUGUUAUGAUUUUCUUUAUAAAGCUUCUAUUGUUUAUUUAUGCUUCGAUUUGUUUACAAACAAACAAACAAACUACAGCUAAUUCAUCCUAGGUAACAAGUAAAUAAAUAAUCAUUUUUUGGACAUGAUGGUGUGAAAACUUAUCAAAAUGAAUACAUUUUUAAUCUUUCAAUUCAGAAAAAUGUAUUCUACUAACUGUUUACCUCGGUGUAGACAUGCAGAGCCUUCGUCGUAUCAGAUCUUUGACGAAUUAAAUAGUGUCUCUAGGUUAUAUUUCUGCUUGUUUUUACUUAUUUUCUUAUUUAACUUGUUUUUCUUUCAUCAUAUUUAUACUUUUCAGAUACUUAAGACAGCAAUUUGAAAGAUUGUUACCCGUAAAUGGGUUUCUUAUAUAAGGCUUUGUUUACAGACGCGUUCCUGUCUAAAGCAAACUAUCCUC
This is a messenger RNA of Schizosaccharomyces octosporus yFS286, 2273 nucleotides long. RefSeq names its product alpha-1,6-mannosyltransferase Och1. Gene Ontology annotation, cellular component: mannan polymerase complex. Gene Ontology annotation, molecular function: alpha-1,6-mannosyltransferase activity. The coding region runs from base 428 to 1543 and encodes 371 amino acids. Gene Ontology annotation, biological process: protein N-linked glycosylation. The record is from RefSeq and is a predicted model, not a curated record. The transcript has a single exon. Lineage: Eukaryota; Fungi; Ascomycota; Schizosaccharomycetes; Schizosaccharomycetales; Schizosaccharomycetaceae.